AUGGAGGGAAUGGAAGAAAGGUUAAGAAGAACAGAAUUGGGACAAGAUGAACUGAUUAAGAGGAUGGACGCGAGCGAUGCUAACCAGGCGGAGAUCAUAAGACAGCUGAGAGAGCUUGGAGCUGGAAUUCAACAGCUCAGAUCUGAAGAUUCUGGCGAUGAACGCAAUUACGGAGAAGGAAGGAUGAGCGGUGCUUCUGGUUCGAAUGGUAACCAGGGAGGGGCAGGGGUCGGUGAUGUAUGGGGCAGACAACUGGAAAUCCCUACUUUCUCUGGGCUUAACGCUUAUGCCUGGUUGAGCAAGGUAGAAAGGUAUUUUCAAGUGAAUGAGGUAGGGGAUGGUGAGAAGGUUGGGGUUGUCAUGUUAGUUUUGGAGGGAGAGGCUCUUUCCUGGUAUCAAUGGUGGGAGCUCAGUAAUCCCAUCGUCACCUGGAAUGGGUUUAGGCGUGAAAUCUUAGGCAGGUUCCAACCAUCGAUGCUUGACAAUCCUUAUGGACCUUUAUACGCGUUGAAACAAAAUGGCACGGUGGCUGAAUUUCGCGCUGAGUUCGAAGCCGUAGUUGGGACGAUGAGGUACGCUGACGAAGAGGUAUUGAAAGGAGCUUGGCUGAGUGGGCUGAGGGGUAGCAUCAGAGAAGAAGUCCUCAUGAACCCUGGGCUUGGGUUAUCAUCCAUGAUGAAAUUGGCCCAUAAAAUCGACAUCAGAAACGCAUCAUGGACUGAGGAGGGAUUUGGAUUUUUUGGACCAAAAAAUUAUAAUGGGCCUACUAAAACGAAUUUCGGCCCAAAGUCCACACCACUUAAUGUGUCCGCUUCUAGUAACUAUCAGAAGGGAAAUUCUGAAAUCCCUAAAUCUAAUUUAGGGCGAACUAUGCAACCCGAAUCUCCCCAAGGCAGCGUAGCCGGAAGUCGCGUGACGGAGGCUCCCAAGAGCAAAUUUCGGCGACUCUCCGACGCGGAGUCACAGGAGCGGAGACGGCUGGGUUUGUGUUUCAAGUGUAAUAAGAAGUGGGGGCCCGAGCACAAAUGCACAGCGCGACAACUACAUCUCCUCAUCGUUGACGAAGAUUUGGGAGAUCCGUCAGCAGCAGAGGACGAGAACCUGUCGGUUACUGCUGAGCAACUGAAGAACGAAGAAGACAUGGCUCUCCAGCUAACGUUGCAGAGCCUGAUGGGGAUUUCGUCUAAUCAAUCCAUGAAGGUUUGGGGGGUGAUCGAUGGCCGGAGUGUUGAGGUGCUCAUCGAUUGUAGGGCCUCGAGCAAUUUUGUUAAGCAAGGGUUGGUUGAUCAUUUAGGUCUUACGGUGGAAUCGACCCCCACAUACUCGGUUGAAAUUGGGAACGGGCACAAGAUAUCCUGUCAAGGGGUUUGUCGAGGGGUUGCAAUUGCCAUCCAGGGAAGCACUAUCGUCCAAGACCUGUUCCUAUUUGACUUGGGAGGGGCAGAUGUGGUGUUGGGGCUGGAUUGGCUCAGGGAAUUGGGGGAAAUAAAGGCAAAUUUUAGAGAGUUGACUAUCAAGUAUGUCUCCGAGGGUCAUGAAGCUGUUAUUAAAGGAGACCCUACACUCUCUAAAACCAUUUCUUCUCUUAAAUCGAUGGCCAAGGCUCUGGAGCAGGAGGGUCAAGGUUAUUUUGUGCAGUGGGAAGGUUCAGCAGCUUCUCAGAACUUUCAGGAAGAGUGGAAAGAGCUGGAUGAUUUGCUAGUUGAAUUUGGUGACAUUUUUGCUGAAGCCAAAGGGUUUCCUCCAAAGAGAAGUCAGGAUCAUGCUAUUGUUUUGAAGCCAGGCACACAGCCCUGUUAUAUUGGUGAAAAAAAAGAUGGGAGUUGGAGGGUAUGUGUUGAUUAUAGGGCUUUGAACAAGAUCACUGUCCCUGAUAAGUUCCCCCUACCAGUGGUAGAUGAACUAUUGGAUGAAGUAGGAGGGUCAAAGGUGUUUAGCAAGCUGGACCUCAAGUCCAGGUUUAAUCAGAUUCGUAUGAAUGUGGGGGAUAUCCCUAAAACAGCAUUCCGAACUCAUGAGGGGCAUUACGAAUAUUUAGUAAUGCCAUUUGGCCUUACUAACGCCCCUUCUACAUUCCAAGCCCUUAUGAAUGAUGUGCUGAAACCUCAUCUGAGAAAAUUUGCCCUGGUGGAGUAUUUGGGGCACAUUGUUACUGAAGAAGGAGUCAAGGCUGAUCCGGUUAAGAUCAAGGCCAUGGAAGAUUGGCCAGUUCCAAGGAAUGUUAAAGGGCUGAGAGGUCAUUUGGGGUUAACGGGAUAUUAUCGGAAGUUUGUCAAAGAUUAUGGGAAGAUAGCCCGACCAUUAACUGACUUGUUAAAGAAGGAUGCCUUCAAAUGGGGAGAGGGGGCACAUGUUGCGUUUGCUGAGUUAAAAAAAUUAAUGCCUUAUGUUCCUAUUUUGGCCUUACCGAAUUUCUCCAAGACUUUCGUGGUGGUUACUGAUGCUUAUGGCAAAGGCAUAGGUGUUGUCUUAAUGCAGGAGGACAGGCCUUUAGCUUAUAUUAGUAGAGGAUUCUCACAGCGGGCCAUGGGGAAAUCGGUCUAUGAAAAGGAAUUAAUGGCCGUGGUGUUUGCAGUCCAGAAAUGGAGGCCCUACUUGUUGGGGCGACAUUUUAUACCGGGUAAGGGAAAGGUUGUUGCAGACGCUUUGUCUAGAAAAGAAGAGUUUCUUCUUCUCUCCAAGGUGCAACUUCCUCAUUUGGAAGAGAUUGAUAAGGAAGUGCAGGCUGACAAUCGGCUUCGUGGAAUAAUUCAGAAUUUAUUGGAGGAUCCAGCCUCUCAUCCGGGUUUUCAGCUACACGGGGGACGCCUUUUCUUCAAGGAUCGGUUAGUAUUAUCCAAAUCUUCUCGCUUCAUCUCCUCUAUUCUGUCUGAGUUCCAUGAUUCUUGUAUUGGUGGCCAUUCUGGUUUUUCCAGAACCUUUAAGCGAAUGGUUGGAGUGGUUUUUUGGGAGGGUAUGCGUAAGACCGUGCAACAGUAUGUCUUGGAUUGUGCCAUUUGUCAACAAAAUAAGAUUCAAAACUUGUCCCCUGCUGGGUUGCUUCAACCUUUACCAAUACCGUCCCAGAUUUGGACAGAUGUGUCCAUGGACUUCAUUGGUGGGUUGCCGAAGGCUCAUGGUGUUGAUACUAUUUUUGUUGUGGUGGACCGGCUCACUAAGUUUGCACACUUCAUUCCUUUGGCUCAUCCAUAUUCUGCCAAGGAAGUGGCUGAAUUGUUUGUGAGGGAGGUAGUCUGGCUGCAUGGGUUCCCCUCCACCAUUGUUUCUAAUAGGGACCGGGUAUUUCAAAGCCAUUUCUGGUCAGAGUUAUUUAAAAGUGCUGGAACAAAACUUCAGUUCACAACUGCUUACCACCCUCAAUCCAAUGGCCAAUCGGAGGUAGUGAAUAGGAGUCUGGAAACAUAUUUGUGA
Gastrolobium bilobum is the source of this 3411-nucleotide messenger RNA. RefSeq lists its product as uncharacterized. The transcript has 4 exons. Bases 1 to 3411 code for a protein of 1136 amino acids. Gene Ontology annotation, biological process: DNA integration. Gene Ontology annotation, molecular function: nucleic acid binding. Lineage: Eukaryota; Viridiplantae; Streptophyta; Magnoliopsida; Fabales; Fabaceae. The record is from RefSeq and is a predicted model, not a curated record.